Molecule: messenger RNA, 2037 nt
Organism: Schizosaccharomyces octosporus yFS286
Lineage: Eukaryota; Fungi; Ascomycota; Schizosaccharomycetes; Schizosaccharomycetales; Schizosaccharomycetaceae
Product: autophagy associated protein Atg24
Exons: 3
Coding region: 654-1859 (401 amino acids)
Biological process (GO): cytoplasm to vacuole targeting by the Cvt pathway; autophagy
Cellular component (GO): phagophore assembly site
Molecular function (GO): phosphatidylinositol binding
Source: RefSeq, a predicted model, not a curated record
GUCUUCCUGUAGAGGAAAUUUCUAAGUGUAUUUAGUACAUAAUUAUAUACAAUAUACCAACAGAUGCUCUUAUACUAGUACUGUUGGCAUUCAUUCCAUCCAACAACUCUGACACUUCAACCACCACAUACAUUCAAGAAAAAGGAAUUUAUCGAAAAACCAACUUUUCUUUAUUUAAGGAUUUACAGAAUCCUGUUGAUUCUAAAUUCUUUUCGACGCCCUCAGCCUGCUCGAACACUCCUCUCAUCUAUCGCAUAUACCACGGGAAACUAGAACCAACCUCGCAUCCAACGCUAUCUCUAAACAAGCAUAAGUUUGGCAUUCUCUGUGAACAAAACAAGCUAAUUUUACUAAAAUCCUGUAUCAACACAUCCUGAACCGCAUGUACAUUUCCUAACAACGGUUAAUCCUCAUAAACUACACGAAUCGUAACUUCUGCUUCCUGACAAGUUACGGCUAGGCAUUCGACUUUUUUCUUCAUCUUGCAGCUUUUGAAGGAACAGUGACCUUUUGUUGUCUCAUUAGGAGUUUCUUUCUCUCUUCCCUUUGAAUACGUUUGUGAUAAGUACCCUCGUUAGCGGCCUUUAUAACACCUUGUCGAAGUAAAUAGUUUUGGAAUCUCAUAUUCCUAUCAUUUUGAUUUGCCGUCUUCUAUGUUAAGCUCUACUAAUUCAGAGAAUCCUGCUCCAAUCUCAACUUCCUUUUUAGAAUGUUCCGUAACAGAACCUAGAAAGGAGCUGCAAGGUUCACGCGAUGCACAUGUUUCUUAUCUAAUAAUUACAAAGACGAAUUCACCCCUAUUCACACGACCAGAAUGUAAAGUACGACGCCGAUUUUCUGAUUUUGUCAAGCUUCAGGAAAUAUUAUCUCGUUUAAAUGAAGAUUGUGUUGUUCCACCACUGCCUGCUAAACAUAAACUAGAAUACAUAAAAGGAAAUCGAUUUUCUGAUAACUUUAUAUAUAGGAGGGCCAGUCUUUUAAAUCGCUACAUCACCCGUUGCGCUUUUCAUCCAGUUUUACAUCGCUCUCCUCACUUCAUUGCCUUUUUAGAGAAUCCAAACUGGAACAACUAUGUUCGCUAUUUCAUUCAGCCAAAAUUAAACACUACAUCGAAGUUGGAUGAGUUUUCUGACUCAUUACUAAACGCCUUCUCAAAGCUUAAGGAAGAGCCUACUGAAUUUGAUAUCCAGCGGGAUCACGUGCAACAGUUCAUGUUGGGUAUCUCUAACCUCGAAACUUCCAUUCAAAGAAUUGUUCGUCUUGAGAAAACUCUUGAAACUGACUACGAAGAUGUUUCUGCCCAGUUUGAUCGACUGGCUUCAUUAGACCAAACACUCGAAAUUCCCGUCGAAUCCAUACAUCAAGCUCUUCAAAAAACAGGUGAAGAGUACUCAUUUUUAAUUGAAAAGCUAACUCUUUUACUUGAUACAAUCAAGGAUGUUCAGUCUUAUGCCCAGUCUCUCAAGGAGCUAUUGAAACGCCGUGACCAAAAGCAGCAGGAUGUGGAGGCUUUGCAGGAAUAUUCGUCAAAACUAUCUUUAGAAAGAGAUAAAAUAUCAUCCGGGGGUUCUAACGGAUUUAGCUUUUCUAAAACGUUUGAUGAUUUGCGUGGAGUUGAUCACAAUGAUUCUCGGCUGAAGCGAUUAGAGCAGGUUCAGUCAGAACUACAAGCUGUGGAGCAGGCUAUUCAAGAAGCAUCGAUUGUACACGAAGCAUUUAAUCAACGUGUUCGGGAGGAGUCAAAACUCUUUGAUAACGUCCGUCAAAGCGAAAUGCUUAGUGCGAUAAACGAUUACGCAAACGUCCAUGUCGAAUUUUUUACGAACAUUAGGGAGCUAUGGCUUCACGCCAAACAAUGAUAUAGAUUGAUGUCUUUUUAUUUCUUUUUGUCAUGUUGGAUUAAGUACAAUAAGUAUUUGACUGAUUUGACCUUUCGAACUAUUUAUUUAAUGAUGAUGCCACAUUUUUUUUUUUUUUUUUCCAAUCGCAUAAUAACUUAUGAAUUUUAGAUUAUACAUAAAGUUUUAGUUAAUGCAC